AUGUCUUGUAUAAAUAAUAGAUUUGUGAAAAAUCUUGCAUCAAAUCAAAUCAAUUUAAGUACAUUUAAAGGGGAAGGUGAAUUAUCAUCAAUCGAUUUAGACGAACACGCAUUAGAGGAUCUUAUUGAAUUACCUACAUGGCUCAAGAUUCGAAAAGCAACAUGUGCUCGAGUUUUUAUUAAAAUCCCUUGGACAAAUUUAAAGACAGCACCAAUUCAAAUACAAUUGAAUAAUGUCACAGUCGAAAUUGAAACAUGUGAACAACUACGAGAUUUAAAUAAUUCAAAUGAUUCAUCGAACUCCAAUGACCCAUUAUUGGGUAAAUAUGGAUUUACAAAUCGAGUUAUUGAUGGUAUUUCACUGACCAUAACGAAUUUAACAUUUGCCGUAAAAGCUCAAGGAUUUAAAGCAUCAAUUUUUCUACCAAGUCUGGAGAUUUAUAGUACAACACCUUUUGGAAAACGAGUUGAUACAUUGAAAUUGACUCGUGUUCGUAAUUCAACGAAAGAUUACAUUCUUCUGUUCAAAGAAAUCUCAUGGCAAACUGCACGCAUUGAAGCAUCAUCAAAUGAUUAUAGUAUGGCAGCUGCAGCUAUACGUUUGAUUACCAAUGCAUGUCGAAUACGAAUUUCUAUGAAGAAAAAUUUGCAAGAUAGUACUAUGGUAACAUCGCGUGUUAUGAUUCAUUUUGAUGAUCUUUUGUCAGUUUUUAAUGAUGCACAACUAAAAUCAGCUUUGAAUGCUUAUAAAGAAAUUACACAUCUAAUGAAACGUGCAUUGGAACAAAAGAAACGUAUAGCUGGUGAUAAAUUAACGAAAUCAGAACAACAACCAUCAACACUUCAACCGAAACCGCCAACAACAGGCAAUAGUGAUCUAUCAAAUUCAACGAAUGUAUUUAACGUUCAACAACAAUCGAAUGAUCCCUUUGAACAUUAUGAUGUUAUUGAAACAUCAUUUCAUUUUAAUAUUAAACGAUUUGAUAUACACAUUAUUGCUGAUUCUGACAUUCUCAGCGAUCGACUAGCUCCAAGUGGUGCACUUCAAGUGACAUUAGCAAAUUUAUCUAUUGAUCAUUAUCCUUAUCAUCAACAUGGUUCAUCUAAAAAACAUUGGAUAAAAUAUGGUGAAAUGUUAGAAUUAAAUCGAGAUGAAUGGGCUACGCGAUUAAAACAAGAGUGGAGUGAAGAAUUCAAUGCUGCUAAAAAUAACGCACCAACUGAAGAAAUGUCUGCAAAACUAGAAAGAGCUCUUCGAACAAAUCGUAUUCGUUUAUUUGAAUCGUGCACUGUUAUGAAUAUAGAUGAUCUUGUACUCUAUCCUGUUUCAUUGCAUGGCAAUUCAAAAAAACACCAAGAACAAAAACGUCGUCGACCAUUGAUUACAUCCGAUAGAACACAAUACCAAUUACCAGAAUUUUUAGGUGUUGUUAAUAUUCAACAUACUGAAUAUUAUUAUCCAUUACCUUAUGCGUUUCCGGUACCACAUAGUGAUUUAUAUAUUCAAAUAAUGCCUGUUGUCAUGCGUAUUGACUUUGCAACAUUCAGUUGGCUUGAUGCUUUUAUUUCAUCACUAUCGAUGACUAUAGAUAAUUCAGGUCUUUUGAAAACUGAUAAACCUAGUACGGAUCUUGAACAUGUAGCUAUUAAAAUGGAAGCUAUGUUACCAAGAAUUGUUAUCAGUUCAGAUAUAUUUUCUGGUGUUCAUGAAUUACAAGAAGCGAAACAAGAAAAUAUUCCUAUGUCAGAUAUUUUAACUCGUAAUGAAAUAUCAAAUCAGGAAAAACUUGAAGUACUUGAAUUAAAUAUUUCAAAAAUAAUAUUGACAAAUUGUCGCAUGGAAUCAAUAAGUAGCCGAAAUAAGUUCGAAAAAUAUUUAGCAUUAUUUAAAACGACAAAUUUUUUCCAACAAAAUGUAUGGCCAUUAGCCAAUGAUUCAUCGAAUGCGUCACGUAUUAGUUCAUUGUUCGACAAACACUCGUAUGAAACAUAUUUGUAUACUAAUCCGUUAGCUAAAACAAUUGGUAAAUUAUUAUCUGAACCACAAUCGGCCAAUACAGCUCUACAUUCAUAUUAUACAAUGACAACAGAUUCAUUGAAGAAGGCUGCAAAAUACGAUAUUUGGUAUCUGAAUGCUGAAAGUAUUUAUAUGGAUUUUACACCAGCAUCUCCAUUGGAAUCUGUUCGAUUGGCAAAACAGAAUAUGACUGAUUCGUUUUCCAUAUCAAGUUGGGCUGUACUCGAUGAAAAACAACAAAUUGAAUCUUCAAUAUCGUCACCUUGGAUUAAUAUUUUAAGUGUUCUUGAAACAUCAACGAUGUUAAAAAUAUCUCAAAAGCAAUAUACAUUUAUUAUGCAUCUAGUCGAUGAACUUGGUUUAUUUCUUGAUGUACUUGAACGAAACAAAGUUCAAAGUCGUUUAAUAAGACAACAGUUACAACAAAAAUCAUCACCGACUAGUACUCUUUCAAAUGAUAUAAAAAUAACUUUGUGUUUACUUUCUCCAGCAAAAUUUACACUUGCUGUUAUAGAUGGCCUCGAAGAUAUUAUGAUUAAUAUUUCAAAAUCAGCUCCUCCGUCUAGUUCACUCGAAGCAGAAAUCGAAUCUAUAAAACAUAAUAUAUCGAACUCAAAUUUUGCUACCAAUGCGACCAUAUCAACCACAGACAAUUCUGCUAGUACAGCUAAACUCGAAUUAUCUUCAUCAUCAUCAUCGUUGAUGAAUAUGACCGAAGAUAAUAAGAAUUCAAAUAGCUUUUUAAAUAGAAGUCUAAAUCUAUCAGGACAGAAAAGAAAUAAAGUAGAAGAAAAUAUUCAACGUGGACUAGAAUUAACAUCGAAAGGUCUACGUGGUUCUUCACAAACAUCAUUAGUCAACAUGGUUGAUAAUGGCGAUGAAGCAUCAUCGCAACAAUGGGAUCAAUUGAGUGAAGAUUUAGAUGCUGAUCUUGAUCCAGCUGUGUUAAAUAGUGAUUAUGAACAACAACAACAGCAACCACCAGAAAAACCAGCACGUAUAGAACUUGAUGAUGAUAGUAUGAAUUCAACAGAAAAAAAUAAUACUGACAAUAAUGUCAUAGGAACUAAUGCAUUAGAAUCAAUUAAUGGUACAUUUCUUAAAUUAAAUCAAAUAAAAAUUUGUAUAUCUGAAGAUGAAGAAAAACUUGGUAAACCAUUAUAUAUUGCUUGUAAUGUGAAACAUUUACGUAUUGAUGAAUUUCAUUCGUUAAAAUUUGAUUCCCUUAAACCAAAAUUAUUCGAAAAUGAAAGUCCUGAUAAAUGUAAUAAUGAUAGUGUUCCACCCAUUGAUGUUCGUAUUGAUUUUCCAAAAGGAAAAUCAAAUUCACUACCAAUUAUUACUAUUAAAAUAGAAAAUCGUACUUUCGCUAUGACUAAUCAUGCAAUUGAUAUACUUUCAAAAAAUCUGGAAGAAAUUCGGACAAUUGAAGAAAAACGUCUAAGACAAAGUCAACCACAGAAAACUCCCACCAUUGAUAUACAUCUUGAUAAUGUGCAAUUCUCACUUGAAAUUGCUCAGGAAUAUUCAACAAUAGAAGCAAUGGCAGAAAUAAAGCCACCAGUUAAAGUUACUAUUGCACGUAUGCAUAUUCUUAGACAAAAGGAUGGACACAUCAUGAUUCAAACACUUGAGAAUGAAGGCGAAUCAAUUAAAGCUAUGCCAUCGAAGUCGAACAGUGAUUAUGCUGAUAUUGAAGAAAAAUUACGCGAAGCACAAUUGACUCAACUAGAAAAUGAACGACUUCGUGCAGAGUUAAAUGCACAUAAAAACGAAAUAACUGUUUUACGCGGCGAACGAGAUAGUCUGAUGAAUACCAUUUCAAAGCUUGAUAUUGAAUUGACUCAAGCUGAACACCAACGAAUGGUCCAACAGCAGCCUAGAAAAAAAUAA
This is a messenger RNA of Rotaria socialis, 3909 nucleotides long. Lineage: Eukaryota; Metazoa; Rotifera; Eurotatoria; Philodinida; Philodinidae. The record is from the annotation of a GenBank genome assembly.